UGAUGCUAAAUUUUUAUGGGAAAUGAACAUUGAUGAUUUAAUCUAUACCCCUUGUACAAGUCAAAAUUGGAAAAACACGCCAUCAAAAUGUCAGAUUAUAGAGGCAUAUAGAACGAAACUUUCGCCUGAAUUUACAGGAAUUACCGUACAACAUUUAUUACUUUGUCUGGCUCUUUAUCUGCAGCUCGGUGAUAAGAAUUCUACAGCGGAAAUUGUGGAAGACGUUGAUAUUUUCAAUCAAUUGUGUGAUUUGGUUUUUUCAAAUCCAAAUUUAUUAAAACAGAUAUCUACAGGGAGUUAG
Entrophospora sp. SA101 is the source of this 301-nucleotide messenger RNA. Lineage: Eukaryota; Fungi; Glomeromycota; Glomeromycetes; Entrophosporales; Entrophosporaceae. The record is from the annotation of a GenBank genome assembly.